Molecule: messenger RNA, 879 nt
Organism: Penicillium arizonense
Lineage: Eukaryota; Fungi; Ascomycota; Eurotiomycetes; Eurotiales; Aspergillaceae
Exons: 4
Coding region: 1-879 (292 amino acids)
Biological process (GO): mitochondrial citrate transmembrane transport
Source: RefSeq, a predicted model, not a curated record
AUGGACAAGUCAUCUGUGAUGGACAGAAUGAUAGCGGGUAGCAUAGCAGGGUCAUCUGAGACAAUCAUCACAUACCCAGCGGAAUUCUGCAAGACAACGCGACAACUCCAGACACCUGGAAAGGCAACAUCGGUAUCCUCGCUCUCGAUUUUGAAGUCCACAUACAACUCUUCCGGCAUUCAGGGUAUCUACCGCGGUUGCCGUGCCCUAGCCAUCUCGAACGCCGCCAAGUCAGGGAUUCGAUUUCUUUCCUUCGAAACAUCCCGCGACUAUCUCGACAGAAUGUUUGAUACUAAACCAGGAAGGCGCAGUCCUUGGGUUAACGCGUUAAGCGGACUUAGUGCCGGCGUGACGGAGAGUGUGCUGGUGGUCACACCUGGUGAGGCGCUUAAGACUAAGAUCAUUCACGAUUCGACAGCGGGAGGCAGGCGUUUUGGAAACAGAGGACUGCUAGGAACCACAAGCGUGGUUAUCCGGGAGGAGGGGGUGCGAUCUUUGUGGAGUGGACUGGUCCCUGUGCUGUGCAAGCAGGGAACGAACAGCGCGGUGCGGUUCACGACGUUUUCAAUGAUGCAAGAGAAGGUGAUAAACCGAUGGCCACAACUAGAAGGGAACCUUGGCUGUACGUGGCUUCUUGGAGCUUUGAGCGGUGCUAUAACUGUGUAUGCUUCGAUGCCUUUUGACAAUGCGAAGACCAAGUUGCAGAGUGUUGGCGCGAGGUAUACGGGGAUGAUGGAUUAUGUUGCACAAACCAUCCAGUCCCGCGACAUUCGUGGUUUCUGGAGAGGGACGUCACCGAGACUGGUCCGAUUGACCCUUUCGAGCAGCAUCACGUUCACAGUGUAUGACCAAGUUGUUCAGGCGAUGAAGUCUGUCUAA